This is a messenger RNA of Morone saxatilis (striped sea-bass), 1752 nucleotides long. RefSeq names its product heterogeneous nuclear ribonucleoprotein C (gene hnrnpca). The coding region runs from base 261 to 1220 and encodes 319 amino acids. The transcript has 9 exons. The record is from RefSeq and is a predicted model, not a curated record. Gene Ontology annotation, cellular component: nucleus. Gene Ontology annotation, molecular function: RNA binding. Lineage: Eukaryota; Metazoa; Chordata; Actinopteri; Moronidae.
ACUGCGCCAUCUCGUUACGUUAGCUCGGCGGCUAGAAGAAAAGCUAGCUCGCUGCUCUUCGGGGCGAACCGCUUGUGCUCAAAAAGGGACGACCUAACAGUAACAGUUUGACAGAUUUUACCGAGAAAGCAAGACAUUUUACUCGUACAGGUCGUGUAUAAAUCGCGAGGGGCGAAGGUGAAGGUCGAGACACCAGCCCAAACUGAUCCCAGCCCACAGUGUCAAACAUCAGACAGACGACAGCCCUGCACACAGACGCUAUGGAUCGUUCACCCACCACCUCUGCCCUCAUGGCCGCCAGCAACGUCACCAACAGGACCGACCCACGCUCCCUCAACUCUCGGGUCUUCAUCGGCAACCUCAACACCCUGCUGGUCACCAAGGGGGACGUGGAGGCCAUCUUCUCCAAAUACGGCAAGAUCGUGGGCUGCUCUGUCCACAAGGGCUACGCCUUCGUUCAGUUCGCCAAUGAGAGGAACGCCCGAGCUGCUGUCAACGGGGAGGACGGGAGGAUGAUUGUCGGACAAGUACUUGACAUCAACCUGGCUGGAGAACCCAAACCUCACCGGUCAAAAACCACCAAACGCUCAGCUGGAGACAUGUACAGCAGUUCCUCAUUUGAACUCGACUACGACUUUCAGAGAGACUAUUACGACAGAAUGUACUCGUACCCGUCCCGCGUUCCCGCUCCCCCUCCCCCCUUGUCGCGGGCCGUGAUCCCGUCCAAGCGCCCGCGGGUCAGCCUGAGCGGAGGAAGCAGCCGGCGAACCAAGAGCAGCUUCUCCUCUUCCUCCAAGAGCAGUCAGCGGACUUCCUCGUCCAGAACAACAGUGAAAGUGGACGAGCUGCAGACCAUCAAGCGGGAGUUGACCCAAAUCAAAAGCAAAGUGGACGACCUGCUGGAGAGCCUUGAGCGCAUGGAGAAGGACCACAGCAAGAAGUCCGAAGCUAAGAGUAUAAAAACGGAGCCAGGAGAGGUGACCUCACCGCCGCACCCAAGCAACAAGAAGGAUGAUGGGAUGAAGAGAGACCGGGAGAGCCAGGAGAUGAACGACUCGGACGAGGAUGACGACGAUGAGGAAGAAGAAGGAGACCUGCUGGAGGAGGAAGAGGUGAAGAGUCAAGAGAGGGAGGAUGAAGAAGAUGAAGAGGAGGAAGGCGAGCAUGUGGAAGGCGACGACGACGAUGGCGACAGUGUCAACGGUGAAGAGGACUCGUAGACACGGACCACACCGGCGCAUGCGGCGUACACACAGCUUCCAGUAGGAACUCGGACUCCUGUUUUAACACUCAUAUUGUAGAUACAAAGCAAACCAGUGGACACACACACACACACACACACACACACACAAAAGCAUGGUGCACACACACACACACAGACACUGUUGUUCUAUUGUCCCGAAAGCCGUUUAAUUUUUUUGGUUUAUUUUGGCCAGUUGUUCAGUAUCACUGUAACAGGAAUAACUAGCUGUAGGUUCCAGUUUGUGUUUUUACUGCGUCGUUACUGGUCUUCAGGAGAAGGCAGAAACAUGGACUGUUAAUGUUCUCAGAGACGACAGCUCGACGGACAUGUCUUAACGCGAGGACUAAAAUCCAGCUACAAAAGACCGUUUUUAGAUUCAAUGUGUUUGUUUUUCCCUCAUCGGUGAGUUUUUGACCUUGUGUGUCUGUAUGUUAAUGUCAGUUUUUUUUAUACUAUUCAGUUUAACUGUAAAGGAAUAAAUUGCAAUAAAAUAUUAAAAUGGAAAACAA